Micropterus dolomieu (smallmouth bass) is the source of this 1692-nucleotide messenger RNA. RefSeq names its product ankyrin repeat and SOCS box protein 13-like. Lineage: Eukaryota; Metazoa; Chordata; Actinopteri; Centrarchiformes; Centrarchidae. The transcript has 6 exons. Bases 172 to 1062 code for a protein of 296 amino acids. Gene Ontology annotation, molecular function: protein binding. Gene Ontology annotation, biological process: intracellular signal transduction; positive regulation of protein catabolic process; protein ubiquitination. The record is from RefSeq and is a predicted model, not a curated record.
UUUGGACUGAGCGUCAUUCUCAAUGAGCGCUUGGCGUUUCGUCAGUCCAUCGUGUUUUGAAAUACGGCAGCCCUCUCGGUCUUUAUUCCUUUGCUUCAAAAUGAAUCACAUGUUCGGCUGAAUCUUCGUGGUGUAAGUUAACGUUACGCAGAAGAAAACGGUUAACAUGAAAUGGAGAUCACUCGGGCCAGACCGUCAUUGUAUGGAGAAAUCGCUCAUGGUCUUGGAUUCUGGACGGACCGCUCAGCAGUGCAUGAGGCCGCUGCACAGGGCAGGGCCCUCCAGCUGAAGCAGCUGAUCGAAGGAGGUGCAGCAGUUAAUAUCGUGGCAGUCGACUCCAUCACCCCCUUGCAUGAGGCGUGCAUACAGGGACAGACCCAAUGCGUCAGACUGCUGCUAGAUGCUGGUGCACAGGUGGAUGCUCGUAACAUCGAUGGCAGCACUCCGUUGUGUGAUGCCUGUGCCGCUGGUAGCCUGGAAUGUGUGAAGCUGCUGCUGGAGUAUGGAGCAACAGUUAAUCCUCCACUGUUUACCUUCUCACCUCUUCAUGAGGCUUGCAUGGGAGGUAAUUCAGAUUGUGUUCAGCUCAUGAUUGAUCAAGGAGCUUUCAUGGAGGCCCAUGACUGCCACUAUGGGACGCCGCUUCAUGUAGCCUGUGCGAGGCAACAUUAUGACUGCGCCAAAGUUCUCCUCAAUGCAGGGGCAAAUGUGAAUGCUGCCAAGCUACAUGAAACGGCCCUUCAUCAUGCAGCCAAAACAAAGAACACUGACUUGAUUGAUCUACUUGUCGAGUUUGGGGGGAACGUGUACGCCCGGGAUAACCUGAACAAAAAACCAAUCCACUACACCAGCGUCGAUUCUCCCUCUUAUCUCUGCCUUGAGUUCUAUGAGAAAAACCCCCUCAGUCUACAGCAGAUCAGCAGAGUGGCUGUGAGAGUGACUCUUGGCACCAGAGCACGUGAAGUUUCCAAGCUGAACUUGCCCAAUCGCAUCAUAAGUUUUCUUUCUUACUUGCCACCUCCAGUUAUUGACAUUGAAUCACCUAUGGAAAACAGUGUUUAGAAAGUUAAAUCUAGACCAGUUAUGUCUGCUGGCUCGAUGGUUCUCUCUCUGGGAAGUCAAGUUGGCAGAAAUGCAAUGUCGUAACACAGCCAGACUAGUCAGGUGCAGAGAAAUGUCUUAACUUUAAAUAAGCUGACUGUUCACCCAAGCAAAUUAAAAAGUGCUUUAUUUUCUUAUUAACUUAAACCUGCAUGAACAGAUUUUUUGACCAUUUUGGAACAGAAAGACAGCCUUUGUGUAUAUACCAUCAGCUUGUCAAUGUUAUGGCUAAGCUGUAAGCAAACAACUGUCUACUGAUACAGCCAGCAGAAACGGGAACAUCUCACCAAAUGAGAUGCAACCUCCCGGGGCUGAAAAAAGAAGCCAACACGGAAGUGCCAAAAGCUUCUUGAAUGGCCACUUGAUGCUGGCUCCAAAAGCAAGUCAAUCCCCAUAAUGUGAAAUGUAAGUGUGAUUUCAUCAUAGAUCCCAUAACACCUUAUUGAACCUGGAGGGAACAUGUAGUUCAUCACUGUAUGUAUUUGUAUAAACACUGUAACUAUUUAUUUUUAAUGUAACUUUGUAAAUACAGAUGGUGUGUUCUACUUCUUUAUAAAUUGUGUAAAUAAAUAGACCCCUACUGGAAAACAA